Molecule: messenger RNA, 1478 nt
Organism: Zingiber officinale
Lineage: Eukaryota; Viridiplantae; Streptophyta; Magnoliopsida; Zingiberales; Zingiberaceae
Product: nudix hydrolase 20, chloroplastic-like
Exons: 10
Coding region: 90-1202 (370 amino acids)
Molecular function (GO): 8-oxo-dGDP phosphatase activity
Source: RefSeq, a predicted model, not a curated record
AAGAUUCCGUACCAUGAACGGCGUCCAUCUUCCAAACUCCAAGUAAUCAAGUAGUCGACCGCCGCCCCGAUGCCCGCGAGAUCUCGUUGAUGUGCUAUCUCAUGGCCUGCGUUCGCCUCCCGUCGGCGGCCGCAGCCAGUCCUCUGGCCUCCUUCCGCGUCUCUACUCUCCCGCCGCGGUUCGCUCGACCCGGAAUCAGGCUCACGAAACCCCUGAGGCGAUUCGCUUCGCUCGCGGCUUCGACCGCCCGAGCAUUCGACUGGGACGACGUCGUUCGGGUCGCCGAGGAGGUUCGCGAAGACGAGGAUCCUUCUGAUCUCCGUGGGUACUUUGAGAAAGUUCGACUCUGUAACCGUGGAUCGGAUUUGCAAUCGGAGUUUGUACCUUUUCUGGUCGUGGAUCAAAUUGUGGGAUACGUUCAUAAUCGGUUUGUGGACCACCUAAGACAAUUUGAGGAGGUUUUUAAAGUAAAUUUUGGCAAGAAUGAAGCCUAUACUGGAGGCAAUGUUCAACUGCACUAUUCACUUGUGACACCUGAGGAGAGAACAAGGGCAGUUGGAAAUGCAAUCAAAUGCUUGGGAGGGCUGAUUCCAGGUAUUCGGAAUGAGUUAUAUCCAGUUAAGCCAUCAUUCGAGGAGCCUGUAUUCUUCUCUCUAGAACGUGCUGCUGCACCUUAUUUUGGCAUAAAGGCAUAUGGUGUUCAUAUGAAUGGUUAUGUGGAGAUUAAUGGGGAAAAUUUUCUAUGGAUUGGGAAGAGAAGCAUUUCAAAGCAAACAUUUCCUGGAAUGCUUGAUCAUCUUGUUGCUGGAGGCCUGCCACAUGGUAUGAGCUGCAAAGAGAAUCUCCAGAAGGAAUGUGAAGAGGAGGCUGGAAUUCCAAGAUCUUUGUCCAAUGUUGCCACAUCAGUUGGUGCUGUAUCUUACAUGGAUAUGGAUGGAUAUAGUUUCAAAAGAGACGUUCUCUUCUGUUACGAUUUAAAACUCCCUGUUGAUUUUAUCCCCAAAAAUGAAGAUGGAGAGGUGGAUAGCUUCAGACUAGUUCCAGUUACUCAGGUUGCAAAUGUAAUUCGGAGAACCAAGUUCUUCAAACCAAAUUGUGCUCUCGUCAUUAUUGAUUUUCUAUGCCGCCAUGGAUACAUAACUCCUGAUGAACAGGGUUACUUAAAGCUGCUCCAGAGCCUACGCAGUGGCGAUUGCUCCUAAGAAUUUGCUAUUGUUUAGAGCUUCAUGAGGUGAUUGAAUACUUCAACAAAGGAUUGAAAACAACUAUAUCACAAAGUGCUGAGAACUCUACGUUUAGCAGCAGAGAUUAGUGAUUAUUGAUUCAUUCAAGUGCCCGAUUCUCCAUGUUUUGUUCAGUUAUUGCUCCAUUUUUUUGAGAUUUUAAAUCUGUCAUAUCAGAGGCAGAUUAUCACCUUUUUCCAAACAAAUUAUUUAGCAUUAUAUUUCUAAUUAAAAAUCUUUAUUCAGAGAAUAUAU